This is a messenger RNA of Zophobas morio, 1093 nucleotides long. RefSeq names its product SUZ domain-containing protein 1. NCBI's taxonomy places the organism in Eukaryota, Metazoa, Arthropoda, Insecta, Coleoptera, Tenebrionidae. The transcript has 4 exons. The coding region runs from base 55 to 516 and encodes 153 amino acids. The record is from RefSeq and is a predicted model, not a curated record.
AUUUUUCAUUUGUACCAAUUUCGGCAACAAGAAAAAACUAACAAAUGACAAAACAUGGCUUCCAAGCAACAAGAAGUAGAAGUAUUAGAAAGUUGGGAAGAAAUCGAGGAGACUGAUGUAUUAGAAAAGAAGUUUAAGUCAAUUAUCCCGCCGAGCAAGUCUCUGGAGACCAAAAGCAAUGGAAUAAAUUCAAUGCCAAUAAAAAUUCUCUUAACCGGAGACGAUGCCUUAAGAUCUCAGUACGUGCCUCCAGAACCCACCGUUAAAAUACUUAAACGCCCUACAAAAGAAACACAGAACACCAAUGACUCAAAAGUAUUUCAGCCCAAGAAAACCCUUCAACAAAGGAAGCAGGAAUAUGCUGAAGCUCGAUUACGAAUUUUAGGAGAGACAGAAAAAACUGAAGAAGAAAGAAUAAGUAUAGUUCCCAGUAAAGCUCGCUCUGCGGACUUGGAUAAUGUGAUACGAUUGCCACGAGGACCAGAUGGGACAAAAGGUUUCAACAUACGUAGAUAGUAUAAUUUAUUAGUUUUUAAGUUCUUUUGUAUGUUCAAAUUACUCACAUAUCAUUUACCAUUUAUAACAUAAUAUCCAUCUAACAUGAUAUGUGAAAUUAACGGGGAGGUACUCAGGCCACUAACUGCAAACAAAAUUGCCUUGCAAAUAUCCUCUCUGUAAAGACUUGUACAAUUUUUACAUAGUGCAACAUGUUUAGCUGUAAUUGAUAAUGUAAUAGUGUGAGUAGUACUUGCUAUUUAGCAAGGAUUAACUUACAACAUUUAUUUCAAUUUUAUAAUUUCAUAUAUGAAUUAGUGAACACGUAAUUAAGCUUUUCAUACAGAAUUGUCUGGAUACAAUCAGUUGCUGUUCAUACGGCAGUGUUUUAAAGUAAUUAUGUGUAGAUGUUAUUACCAUGACGGAGAAUUGCAUCUUUUUUAUACAACUAUGUGUAAAUAUAAUGUAAGAUAUUUUUAUUAUUCAUAUUCUGAUAGUUUUGAGAGUUGCAGUGUUAAUUUUGCUCAUUGUAUAUUAUUAAUGUUAAGUUAUAUUUAUUGUGGUUGUGCAAUUCUUAAAUAUAUUACGUAAUAUUUUC